UUGUCUAUUUUAGGACUACAAGAUUUUGAUUCGAUCCGAUUUGCCACAUAUAGAUGUGCUUGCAAAUUACGCUUCAUUCAGAAGAAGACUAGUGUACAUCUAGUAGAUAUAUGGAACAUGAUUGAAUCAUUUCGUGAAAAUGGUUUAAACGCCCUUCCAAUAACGUCACAGGUGAAAAUUUCUCGUCUGGAGCUGUUACUAGCAACGAUUUUCCAUAAUUUGAACAAACGUUUGCCCAGCGCACAGCAUAUCGAUACUGAUAAAUCUAUCUCACUUCUAUUGAGCUUUCUCGUCGGUGCGUAUGACAGGCAGCAAACUGGCCGUUUGACAGUCUUUUCGAUCAAAAUAGCUCUUGCUACGAUAUGUGCUGGUAAACUGAUGGAUAAGUUACGGUAUGUAUUUUCACAAGUCUCUGACAGUAAUGGCAUAAUGGAAUGGGAUAGAUUUAGUGAUUACUUGCAACAAGUCCUUGCCCUUGCUACAGCUGUUUUUGAAGGCCCAACAUUUGGCUAUACUGAAACAGCUGUAGAGCAAUGUUUUCAGAAGGACCAGCCCGUAAAUUUAAAUAUGUUUUUGGAUGUAAUGUUGGCGGAUCCUUGUCCACCAUGUUUAAUGUGGUUACCGCUGCUGCAUCGCAUGGGAGGUGUUGAACAUGUUUACCAUCCGGUUGUAUGUAAUGCAUGUCAGGUCCGAUCAUUCAGUGGUUUCCGGUAUAAAUGUCAGCGUUGUACGAAUUAUCAGUUGUGUGAGCGCUGUUUCUGGCGAGGACGGACAAGUUUGACUCAUUCUAACGAACAUGAAAUGAAGGAAUACUCCAGCUAUAAAUCACCCACGAAACAAUUGGCCCAUUCAAUACAUAAAUCUUUGCGAUGUGUACCAAUGGCUAAUCGUUCCACACACCCAGUAUUUCCGGAUCGGCCAGAACGCCCUCUUGAUCUUGCUAAUAUUGUACCUUUGACCCCCACAAUAUCCAGAUCGCGACAUUCGGAAGUAGUGAAUGAUUGGGAUGAUAAAGUUUUGCCUGGACAGUUUCCGGUGAUCAAUGGGAUAGCUGUAGAUGAUGAGCACAAAUUGAUUGCACGAUAUUCGGCGAAACUUUCGGGUCGAACUCAAGUACUUCAUUUGCACAAUUUUAUGUGUAACAUUUUUGGUAACGAAAGGACAUUAAUUGCACGUCUUGAAGAAGAGAACGGUGAAAUGUUACGUGAGAUGGAAAUGUUAAAGCAACAACAGAAUACAGAUGACCAGUUAAGUGGAUUGCGUGAACGAAAAGCGCAACUAGAAGAGAAAAUGCGUGUCAUGCAACAAACACGCAGACAGCUGAUGCAACAGUUGGAAGUGCUGAUGUCAGAGCUAAAUCAAUCGAGGGGUGGAAGUAUGAGUGCUAUACCGGAGUCACUUUCUGGUAUUGGAGACCGUGUUUCCUCAGCUUUUCGAGAUCUACCUGCUGCACAGUUGCAAGGAGAUCUUCUUCAUGCAGCUGAUGAUAUAACCAAUAAUAUGAAUACAUUGCUCAGGGAACUUGAACAUGAUUGA
Molecule: messenger RNA, 1536 nt
Organism: Thelazia callipaeda (thelaziosis nematode)
Lineage: Eukaryota; Metazoa; Nematoda; Chromadorea; Rhabditida; Thelaziidae
Source: the annotation of a GenBank genome assembly